Daphnia carinata is the source of this 494-nucleotide messenger RNA. RefSeq names its product GEL complex subunit OPTI-like. The record is from RefSeq and is a predicted model, not a curated record. NCBI's taxonomy places the organism in Eukaryota, Metazoa, Arthropoda, Branchiopoda, Diplostraca, Daphniidae. The transcript is spliced from 4 exons. The coding region runs from base 80 to 433 and encodes 117 amino acids. Gene Ontology annotation, biological process: mitochondrial respirasome assembly.
GACACAUACUUCAAUCUGUGUUGGUGCUAAAAUACAUUUUUCUGUGAUUUUAUUCAUCGUUUUUUUAACCUAGUUUGACAUGCAGAUAAAAAAAGAUAAACCGUCUCUUCCUUCAGUGUGGAAUCGAAUGCUAUCGAAAAAUUCCGAAUGGCCUGAUAAGGAUGAAUUCCUUGAUGUUAUUUAUUGGGCUCGCCAAAUACUUGCUGUCAUUUUAGGUUUAAUUUGGGGUGUAUUUUCUUUGCAAGGAUUCCUUGGGCUUGCUUUAUUUGCAUUAGCAAAUGCUGGUAUUCUGUAUGUUUACUUCACAUCCUUCCAGUCUGUUGAUGAAGAGGAGUACGGUGGUGUUUGGGAAUUGACCAAAGAAGGAUUUAUGACUUCUUUUGCAGGCUUCCUUGUGACAUGGACAAUAAUUUACUCUGGCCUUCAUCAUUGAACUUUUCAUCUUAAGGUUUCAAAAGUGAAAUAAACUAUCUUGUCAUCAGGCAUAACAAGUA